CGGGAAUGGAGAGAGGUAGCGAACCGAUCUUCUCUUUCCGUUACAGACGCUGCGUCCUCCCCUUUCCAUCAUAUCCUCCAAGAAGAUGACUGCUGCGAAUGACACGUCGAGGCGCACGCUGCUUCGCGGUGUGCUCGCCAUCCUGACAGAGGCGCCUCGGGGUGCCCAAGCAACAUCGACGUCUGCUUCCACAGCGGAGCGAUACACCACACGAUCGCAGAAGAGCAACAUUUUGAUCGGUACAGACGGUACCAUUGAAGAGAUCAAAGACGUCGGUGAACAUGCUGUCAACAUUGACGCUUCCAACAACGACGACAUCGACGUCCUCGACUGCGACGGUCUGCUUGCUAUUCCAGGCUUCGUAGACACACACCGACAUCUUUGGCAGUCGCUCUUCAAGACCUUGCCUGCAGACAUGACGCUGUUUCAGUUCCUGGCCGAUCUCAACAUCGUGGCCGCCUCUCUAUUCACUCCUCAAGACGCCUACGUUGCCCAGUUGUGCGGAGCGAUGGAGGCGAUCAAUGCUGGUGUGACUACCGUCCUCGACCACUACCAUCUCGCCAACUCUGCUGCCCACGUACAAAGCGGGCUCACCGCUACCCAGCAUUCGGGUCUGCGCUCGAUCUUUGCCAUGGGAACCAAUCAGAUCGCAGAGUUUCCUCUGGCCAAAAAGAGAGCGACUGGCAUCACGGCGUGUGCAGAUGCUUCCAACAAAGAGCUUAUCUUUGGAGAUGCCGGGUGGCAGCAGCCUCUUUUCGAAAAGCUUGCCGCUGACUCGCGGAAACCGUCCGGCUUGGUAACGCUCGGCCUGGCGCUGGACCGCUGGAAAAAGAUGCCACAAGAGGAGUUGCAAAGCUUUGUUUCCAUCGCUCGUAGCCAUGGAGUUGGACCGAUGACGUUGCACCUUAGCAAUGGCGUCCUCAAUGGCCAGACGGACGAACCACUGAUCACCUCGAGCCUCAGCACGAUCUUGGGGCCUGACCUCUUGCUAUCGCACGCCAAUCUGCUUACCGACAGGGAGCUGGUGACGGCGGCCCACGCUGGCGUAAGGCUGAGUGCGACUCCCGAAACGGAACAUCGUCUCAACAUGGGCUCUUCGAUCGUAGAGAGGGCCGACUGUCAUGGCUGUCUUGCAGCUUUGGGAAGCGACACGACUGCCGUGGUCGAAGGUGGUAUGUUUGGCAUUCUGCGCGCCUCUGUGGCCGAACUUCGACGGAGUCGCAAUGAGUCAAUGGCCGCACGAGGCCAGUUCCCUAGCAAAGGCACGCCUUCUGUUCAAAGUGCCUUUUUGCGAGGGACUAUUGGUGGUGCUGAAGUGCUGGGAAAGAACAAAGGCACCGAGAGAAUCGGCCUCUUGGAAGAAAAGGCACGGGCAGACAUCGUUCUGCUCGAUGGCAGGUCUUACAACAUGCUCGGUGCCUUGUGGAACGGCAGAGAUGCCGUUGCCGCCGUCGUUGGUCAAGCCAGCAUCGCAGACGUGAAAGACGUCUUCGUAAACGGUCGACGACUCAAGCACGAUGGCAAAUUGGCACCGUUGUCGAGUGAAGCUCGACUUGCUUUGCGCAGCAUUGCCCGGGAUUUGGGUGUGGAUGUCGAUCCCAAAGAGCAAGACCACGACCUGCUGCGUAAAGUCGCCGAGAAGAGCGCUCAUAACAUCCUGGAGAGAGCAAAGCACAUCGAUUUGGAAGCUGUGCGACGGCAGGUCGGCACCUUUCUUGGUGUCAACGCGCGCCUUUGCUGAUCGGAAGAGGAGCGCGCCAAAUAAUGUUUUUACUUCUACUCUUGGGAUCUUUCAUUGUUUUCGUUGCACGUUCUAUCGUAUCUCUGGUUCUAUCGUAUGCCUUGCGAAUGUUAUCUAGUG
Acaromyces ingoldii is the source of this 1861-nucleotide messenger RNA. RefSeq names its product Metallo-dependent hydrolase. Lineage: Eukaryota; Fungi; Basidiomycota; Exobasidiomycetes; Exobasidiales; Cryptobasidiaceae. The transcript is spliced from 2 exons. Gene Ontology annotation, molecular function: hydrolase activity, acting on carbon-nitrogen (but not peptide) bonds. The record is from RefSeq and is a predicted model, not a curated record. The coding region runs from base 86 to 1741 and encodes 551 amino acids.